Molecule: messenger RNA, 2943 nt
Organism: Ambispora gerdemannii
Lineage: Eukaryota; Fungi; Glomeromycota; Glomeromycetes; Archaeosporales; Ambisporaceae
Source: the annotation of a GenBank genome assembly
AUGGGCACUAGUAGCAGUAAUACGAGUGGAUUCACACAGACUGCUGCUGGUUCACAUUCAUCACCCACUUUAGGGUUACAACAAUUUCACACAGCCGGCGGAUCAAGUUCCACGACUACUCAAUCACCUGUUGCACAGCAUAGUAGUAGCAGCAUGAUUUCGUUGCCGACCCCGAAUUCAUCCUCCACCAUCAAUAAUAUGAUUCGUCAACAACAACCGACACAAUGGAUGGACACGAGCAGCUCAAGCAUCAGUAAUCUGAAUAAUUUUGGAAUGGGAAUCAUGUCAAAUGUGAACAGUUUGAAUUCGUUGGGAUUCUCAAGCAAUAGAUCGAUCAAUGACAAUACGCUUAGUUCUUUUAGUGUCGGUGUUGUUGAUGAUUCGACUACAGGGAUUGGCGGCGAUGAUUUAAUGGAUAGCACAAUAUCUGAUGUUGCAUCACCGUUAACAACCAACGCAACAGCAGCCACGCAAAAUUCAAUAUCAGCCGGACAACAAACCUACAUUGCAAGUAAUCAACAAGCAACCACAUCACAAGUCACGAUGCAACAACGUCAUUCUAAUUCUCGACGUACUUAUACCACUCCUACGUCAUCACCAAAUGCAUCAAUUGGGAAUGUGAGUGAUCUACCCACAUCGGUAAAUAGUGUAAUUAGUCCAAAAAGAACUUCAAAUGACACAAGUAAUACAUAUAGUUCAAGCAUCUCUGGUAUUACGGCACAACAAAGAAAUAAUAUCUUACAUUCAGGGCCAAUGAAUAGUUACGUAAAUUCGUCUCACACUCAACAACAAUCAUCUACGCAACCUUAUCAUAUCGGACAGCCACAACAGACUGCUCAACAACAGCAGCAGCAACGUAUCCCAUCGUAUCAACAACAGUCACAUGAUGGAUUCAUGUCAUCGAAUGUCGGAUUAACGAAUUAUUCAUCUCAAGCGACUACUGCUUCUCAACAAUUACAGCAACAAGCCACAUCACAACAAUUAUCCCAGGCUCAAACUUCAUCACACCAACAGCAGCAAACACGUGGCCCAUACCAGACUUACACUUCUCCGCAAAUAUCUGCAUCUCAUAUUCAAGCUUCACCGGCACAACAGCAUCGAGGAGGUUAUGUUAAUUCUAACACCAAUAACAACACUAAUACCGCCGGUAAUAACAUUGGCAAUAAUAAUGCCACUACGAAUGCAAAAUCUUCACCGAGAAGUGCUAAAUCAUCACCUGUUACUCAAAAAUCAGGGAUACAAGUGCAAACUUCUACGCCACAAGUUAUUCAUCCGGUUGCGCAACAUAAUCAACAAUUGCAACAGCAACAGCAACAAAUAGCCCAACAACAUAAUUCACAGCAUUCACAUCAACAACAGCAACAGCAACAGCAGCAACAGCAGCAUUCGCAACAUCAACAACAAUUACAACAGCAACAAUUACAACAACAGCAAUUACAUCAACAAAAACAAAAUGCACAAACGCAUCAUCAACAACAGCACGUGGCUCAUUCCCCGCAUCAACAGCAUCAGACUGCAUCAUCACAAUCGCAUCAGCAUCAUGUCCAAAAUCAGCAUCAAACUCCACAGAAGCGUCCUGUUGUGUUGCCUGGCGGUGGAUUCCAUACACCACAAUCUCAACAACAGCCAUCACAACAAAUUGUUAAUAAUGUUGUAUGUAUUUUUCAACAAUCGUCGUCAUCCAGUUCAGUUGAUCCGAAUAAAUCGCCGACAACCCAGCCAACCAGUUUAGCCACUUCGGUGAUCAAAGAUAAAAAAGUCAAACGUCCACCAAACGCCUUCUUAAUCUACUCUUCUGAACGCAGACCGCAGCUUCAGAAACUGGAUCCAAAUCUGCAAACAUCGUUAGUAAGCAAAAAAUUGGGCGAGGAAUGGAAGAAUAUGGAUCCGAGUGUGAAAGAAAGAUACAAUGAGAAAGCACUUAAACUGAAAGAAGAUUUUAAACAUUCAAAUCCAGAUCCAAUUGUUCCUGUUGCGCAACUUCCUAAUCCUCAAAUGGCUACUGCUCAAAUUCCUACUCCAAAUAACAAUGGAAUUGUGCUGCCGAAUAUGACUAUGAAUGGAAUACAACAAAUGAACACACAAACGCCGCCACUUCAAACUGCAUAUACCACCGCUGCUGCUUCCAUGUAUCAUCCAGUUACGCCAACGCCUCCACCACGAGUUCCAAUCACAAAAUCACAAGGAACGCAGACUUAUGCACCAAGUCGAAACUCGUCGUUAUCUCUCGCUGCUUCAUCCUCAUCACCGGGAUCUUCAAUGCGAAGAGAUCGAAAGCUGAAACGACCAAUGAAUGCUUUCCUGAUUUACAAUAAGGAAAUGCGCCCAAAAGUCUUGGAAUCGAAUCCUAAUAUGACUGUCGCGGAGAUUUCUAAAACUAUUGGGGAUAGUUGGAGAAGCAUGAAUGAGAAUGAUCGAGAGAAAUAUUUAUCCCUUGCCAGAAACUUGAAGGAAGACUUUCACAACACCCACCCAGAAUUUGUGUACACACGUCGUUCAAAAGCAGAACUUGCCGCCGCUGGUCAUCACAGUUAUUCGAAGAAACGCAGUUACGACAACACUUCCUGCUCGGAAGAUGAAGACACACGCCGUGCUUCCUCCUCACGUAAAGAUCCUCAUCAUAACCACGCAGGUGCUUCUGGAAAUUCUGCGUCUUCAAAUCACAAAGACCCUCGCGGUCGCAAGAAAAAACGAACUCGACAUCCCACUGCGCCAAAACAUCCCAUGUCUGGCUUUUUGUUCUAUGCGUCUGAUAUGCGCCCAUCGAUCACUGAACAACAUCCCGGUAGCACUGUUGGACCGAUUAGUAAGAUUAUUGCGGCCGAAUGGCGAAAAUUGACUUCAGAAGAAAAACAACCGUGGGAACAGAAAGCUGCGGCUGAUAAAGCACGAUAUGCACGAGAAAUGGAAGCGUAUUUGCAAUCGCAAAAAGAAGAUGAUUAA